This is a messenger RNA of Drosophila busckii, 6647 nucleotides long. It is a transcript of the gene Nipped-B, whose product is annotated as nipped-B protein. Gene Ontology annotation, cellular component: Scc2-Scc4 cohesin loading complex. NCBI's taxonomy places the organism in Eukaryota, Metazoa, Arthropoda, Insecta, Diptera, Drosophilidae. The record is from RefSeq and is a predicted model, not a curated record. Gene Ontology annotation, biological process: establishment of mitotic sister chromatid cohesion; regulation of gene expression; establishment of protein localization to chromatin. The coding region runs from base 172 to 6525 and encodes 2117 amino acids. The transcript has 23 exons. Gene Ontology annotation, molecular function: chromatin binding.
AAUAAAACAAAAAUUUGUACAACGAUUAUUAACAAAGCAAACCAAUGUGACACUGUGUAUUUCUGGAUAUGUCCUAUUAAAUGAAGGCGAAUUUGCUUCGUUUGUAAUUAAUUUGACAACAAAUUAAGCUUACAUAUUGAAAUAAGUACAAGUAUUAUCAUUACCUUAAUUAUGGACCCUGAUCUCCCAAGCGUCCCCGUCACAACAUUAGCUGGCCUAACAAGCACUUCGGAUUUGCUCAGCGAAUUACCAGUAUCAGAUUCUCUUCAAAGCGCCGCUUCUUUAAAUAAAUCACUGUUGUUCCAUUCGUUGGUGGCCAAUGAAUCCAAUAAUUUACUAUCAGUUCGAGAUGAAAACCUCGUCAGGCAAUUGGUUAAUGCCAUCGAACAAACAAACUCUGAUAAUAUUGAACUAAAGCCGCAAUACACUAUUCAGCAACAUGGAGCUAACAUAAGCACAUAUCCAGAGCUGCUGCAGGGUAUUUAUAAUUUUCGCCCAACAGUUUUUAAUACGCCUCGGAAAUCUGUGAUAAAUGAUGGAGCGUCACAGCAUCAGCAACGACAGUAUAACAUAGCCCCAAACGACCGACCAUUCCAAUCAAAAUCGCUUGGCCUUGUUAAUAAAAUAUGCCAAACCGCCUACAACUUAAAUGUUGUUCAGCAGCAGCAGCAGCAGCACCAACAACAGAGCCCAAGCAGUUAUGUGGACCAAUCAGUCAGCAUGAAUAUAUCAAGGCUCUUACCAAAUCAAGAUGGAACGAGCAAAUCAAAUUUGCAUUUGGAGGAUUUAAUUCAAACACAAGUUCACAGAAGUCCUAACAUUGCGGUAUUGGAACCUAUAACACAGCAAAACAUAACAGUACAGAAUAAACACCAAGGACCUCUAGUCGAACACCAACAAGAUCCGCAGUUUCAAUAUGCGUGCAUCAAUCAAGAAAAAAGUGUAAAUAACGAAACAAAAUGUAGUGUGGACAGAAUAUCAACAUUCCAGCAUAUUGGACAGCAUCAAUUUAAUCACCAAAUUCAAACAGAAACAUUACAUCAAAACGUUCAUCAACCACAAGUUUCGACAACUGCAAUAUCGACAAUUCAAGGAAAUUUUACAAAUGUUUUAAAUCUGCAAAGGGAGCAAUUUGCUGAUACAGCCGCGACACAAACGAUGCAAUCGCCUCUGCCGGCUCAUCACUUUUCUCCCGCAUUGCCAACUAGACAAAGUGCAUUAGGAAAUGAAUAUCUUCAAUGUAAAAAUGCUACAUCUACAACAACUUCGACAUCAACGUCAUCAAGCGGCAAAUCCCAGGUUCGGGUAUGUAUAAAUCGCCUUAACGUUGAGGAUGCUCGUCUUAUGCAACAGAGUAUUAAAAAGUUUGUACAAAAGUCACCAGAAUUGGCUAGAAAUAUGGGGUUACUACAGGAAUCAUCAUUAAAACACAGUGACAGUCAAACUUAUCUACCUUUAUCUACCACCGACCUAUUGGGAAUGGGAUUAACUAGCAGUGGCACAAACGAAACACGAAUCAUAACCAGCGCUCAAGCAUCUGCCUCAGUUGAUGUAUUUACAGUCAUUAAAGCUGAUGAAAAGCGUUCCAGCGGUAAACGAAAAAUGGCUGUUUCACUAGGAGAUAUUCCACCAGACCAAAUAUUUUCUAAGCCAAAACUUCGACGUGUUGAACGAAUACUGGCACUACCGACACCAAAAGGUACAAAAGAAGAAAUCACGCGCUCACAAACAUACCAGCAAUUUAUGAGAAAUAUGGAGCAAAUUAUUGAAAUGUUGGACGAUACAGAAUCACCUAAUUUUGAUUCAGAAGAAGUCGAUGAAAAUAUUGAGUGCAUUUCACCGAAACUUCUAAACACAAUGAGUAACGAUGUUGCCAAGUUAAAAGCUAAGCAAGCUUUAGACUCAAUACCAAAAAAUAAAUUAACCCUCCUUAUUAAUUAUGCAAUGAGAAAUGUUUAUUUGGCCAGAAAUUAUUCUGCAGGACCGGAUGAUGAGGAUGAGAUUGUAGAUGAUGAAGUCAUUGAAAAAAUAUUAAAUGCAAUGGAUGCUUGCUUACUCAUAUGCAAUAUUUACUCAACAGUGAGCGAUCUUAAGUUUUUGCAAGAGGAUAAUAUUUCGCACAUUAUAAAGUUUGCUCAGUUUCAAUUGCGUGAAACAAUAUUUCCAUUACAUGAUCCUGUUUAUACAGUUCAUAAAAGUGUGAAAAAAACCAACCAACGCAAAAAAACAAAAUCACAGCAAAGCCAUCAUAGAAGCUUGCAACUGUUUUAUUCAAAAGCUGUUGAGCUUCUCAAGGUAUUUGUGGCGCUAUUCGACAAGUGUAUUUUUGUUGAUACUAUAGUAUUACCGCUGUCAACGCUCGCUAUUGAACCAUUUUUUGUAGACAAUAUUGAAACAUUGCAAUUUGUAUGCUUGGAACUGGUGACAACUAUAUUUCGCAAAGAAAGAUAUGAUAAAAUACGAAACAGUAUUUUGGGAGACAUAUUAUCAUCAAUUGACAGAUUACCGUCAUCAAAAAAAAAUCUUCGCCCAUAUAAGCUAACCAAUAAUGGUGGAAAUAUUCAAAUGGUUACCGCACUAGUCCUUCAAUUGAUUCAAUGUGCAACAAUUUUAACAGAUUCAUUUUGUGAUUCAAAUAAAAGUAGUUUGAAACACCAGUCUAUGCAAGAUUAUGAUGAUGACGUUCCAAGUGGUGCUUCACAAAUUGUGAAACCCAAUCAAGAUAUACUAGUGUUAAAAAAGUAUGAUGUCGCUGUUAGUAUUGGUGGAAACUUUUUGACAACCUUUCUUAAUAAAUGCAAGUCUCGAACGAAUGAAACUGAUUUCCGCCCACUAUUCGAAAAUUUUAUUCAUGAUUUAUUGGCUACUGUCAAUAAACCCGAAUGGCCGGCAUCGGAAUUAUUGUUAUCUUUGUUGGGAACUAUGCUAGUGCGGUAUGUGUCAGACAAGGGCAUAGAGCAAAGUAUACGCCUUGUUUCAUUGGAUUAUCUUGGAAUAGUUGCAGCGCGCUUACGAAAAGAUACCGUAGAAUCUCGGUGUAAAGUAAAUAUCAUUGAUUCAAUGAUAAAGUCAAUAAAAGCUGAGCAAGAGAAGGAAGGUGAUUUAGUAGUAACAAAUCCGAAAAUCGAACUUCAUCCUGAGGAGCAACGAACGGAAUUUCUGCAAAAAAUAUUACUUGAUUUUUUAGCUGUGAACGCUCAAGAGGAGAAUUUAAUAUGGGACUAUGCGCGUCACUUCUAUUUGGCACAAUGGUAUCGAGACCUUAUUUAUCAACGGCGUCGGAUAAAAAAUGGCGAAAAAGGUUUCGCUAAAAAAAAGCCAAAGUCUCGUUUAAAACAAAAGACUGGUGAAUAUUCAGACACGUCCGAUUCUGACUCCUGUGAUGAAAAUCAGCUUGGAGAAUCAAACAAAAAUGACAACGUAAUAGACUAUGAACUUAAUCUAGAAAUUUUUAAUGUUUUGGAAGAACGAAAACAGUACUUGAUUAACAAAAUCAAACCAUAUUCUACUGCGGGCGAACACAAUCAUGCGUCACAUCAACAUAUAAAAACUUAUAUUGAUUACAAUAACGCUCAGUUAAUAUCGCAAUAUUUAGCAACAAAAAGACCAUUUAGUCAAUCGUUUGAUGGAUGCCUUAAGAAAAUUAUACUUGUCGUGAAUGAACCAUCCAUAGCUGUGAGAACUCGUGCAAUGAAAUGUCUUGCGAAUAUCGUUGAAGUGGACCCUUUGGUUCUAAAACGAAAAGAUAUGCAGAUGGGUGUUAAUCAAAAAUUUUUGGAUACAGCUAUAUCAGUACGUGAAGCAGCAGUCGAUUUAGUUGGAAAAUUUGUUCUUAGCAAUGAGGAACUGAUAGAUCAAUAUUACGACAUGCUAUCAACCCGAAUACUGGACACUGGAGUUUCUGUAAGAAAGCGUGUAAUAAAAAUUUUGCGUGAUAUUUGCAUUGAAUAUCCAGAUUUUGAUAAAAUUCCCGAAAUCUGUGUAAAGAUGAUUCGUCGUGUUAAUGACGAGGAAGGAAUUCAAAAACUUGUCACUGAAGUUUUUAUGAAAAUGUGGUUCACGCCUUGUGUUAAAAAUGAUAAGAACGGGAUACAGCGAAAAAUAAAUCAAAUCAUUGAUGUAGUAAAUACAGCUCAUGAUACUGGCACUACCUGGUUAGAAGGACUUUUAAUGAGCAUUUUCAAGCCGAAAGAAAAUAUGUUAAAAUUUGACGGAAGUGUUCAAGAGCCAGUAAAAAAAAAUACUGAGCCUCCACAAGAGAUUGUGCUAGCCUGUCAACAAUUAGCAGAUGGCCUUGUGGAUCGUUUAAUUGAGCUCGAGGAUACUGAUAACGCGCGUAUGCUCGGUUGUAUUACAACGCUACAUCUUCUUGCUAAAGUGCGACCUCAACUACUUAUUCGACAUGCAAUGACAAUCGAGCCGUAUUUAAAUAUUAAAUGCCAUUCUGCGACGGCUGCGAAAUUUAUUUGCGCUGUGGCUGAUAUUCUAGAAAAGGUUGUCCCUCUUGUAAACAACGCUAGUGAGUCAUUUUUGGCGUCGCUCGAAGAGCAUUUGAUGCUUCUGGUGGUUUCCCGCAAUCAGGCUGAAGUUACUAGCUGUGUGUCCUGUCUGGGUGCGUUGGUUAACAAAAUAACAAAGAAUUAUAAAUUAAUUCGUGAUUGUUUUCAAAAGUUUUAUCGUAUUUUGGAGAUUUCUCGAAAUCAAGUUGAGCAACAUAAUGCCAGCAUUGACAACAUAUACACACCAAGUUUUCGGAGAAGUUUAUUUACAAUUGGUAUUUUGAUGCGAUAUUUCGACUUUAAGUCCCCCAUCGCAUUAGGUGAAUCAAAGAGUGGUCUUCCUAUUUCAAUAUGUGACAACGUUUUUGAAUGUCUUAUGUUCUUUUGUGGAUGCUCAAACCAUGAAAUUCGAAAGCAAGCACUUAUAUCACUUGGCUCAUUUUGUGUUAUGAAUGAUGAUUACUUGACCCGAUCUGAACUUAAACAAUAUUACUGUGAUUUACUGAGAUCAACAUCCAAUGAUGGAGGGAUUAAAAUAAUUUGUAUGCGUAACAUUUGGAUUUAUUUGACAGAAUCUGAAAUGUUCAUGCAUAAUAAGGAAAAAGAAUGGGAAAAACAAUCAAAGCAUGAGGACCUAAAAGAAAUGAAUGAUGUUUCGUCCGGCAUGGCAAGUCGUAUUAUACAGCUUUAUUUAGAGGAAAUACUCGAUUGUUUUCUUAAUCGUGAUGAUACAGUACGUCUGUGGGCAGUUAAAGUUGUGCAAAUAGUUUUGCGUCAGGGACUGGUACAUCCUGUCAGAAUGGUGCCUUAUUUGAUUUGCUUGAGUACAGAUUGUAAGGUUGAAUCAGCACAUAGAGCUGAUGCCCUACUGAAGGACAUUGACAAGACUUAUGCCGGAUUUGUUAAUAUGAAGGUACAAUUUGGGCUUCAACUCUGUUUCAGGCUUCAAGAAGUUUUGCAAGUAAAUAGUAAAACAAAAAAUGAAAUCAUAAGGGGAUAUGCUAAACGGGGCCCAGAUCAAGUAACGACGGCCUUAAAUGACUUUUUGUACACAUUGCUGAGGAUAACAAAGCCCCAAAGACGAGCUUUAGUUCAAACCGUGACAAAACAGUUUGACGACCAAAAAACUUCUUUGCAACAAAUGUUGUAUAUAGCUGACAAUCUCGCAUAUUUUCCCUAUGUAGUCCAGGACGAACCGUUAUACCUGAUACAUCAAAUUGAUUUACUUAUUUCAAUGGCUGGGACACAUUUGUUAGCCACUUUCAAAGAACAUUUGCGACCAAGUGAAAAGGGUGGAGAUGUUCUCGAAGACGAUGACGAUGAGGAAGAUCCUCAUGUUCUCUUCAGCCGAUUGCCUGAAAAUAUGACUGAAAUAAGGAAAUGCAUUACGUCAGCCCAAGCGUGUAUGCUACUUCUGGUACUUAAAGAACAUUUGAAGGAAAUGUAUGGUUUAACGGAUGGAAAAAUAUCCCGAUACUCCCCAUCAGAACAAAAAAUAUAUGAAAAAGCUGUUACACGAAAAAGCGUGACUGACUUUAAUCCCAAAACAACAAUUGAUGUUAUUAAAAAUCAAUUACAAAAUUUCAAAAACGAAGAUGAUGAGUGUUUUUCAAGCUCACUUACUAAAGAAGAAAAAAUGGACUUAGUCGUAAAGUACUUGGAUUUUAAGCAAUUGAUGCUGAAGUUGGAUCCAGAAGAUGCCGAUUCGGAAGUAGAUGAAUCGCGAGACAAGUCUAGAUUAAAUAAUUCCGGUUUCUUAGAUGAUUCUGUUACCGUGGCAAGUCAAAUGCCUGGUGAAAAAACAAACUUUGCUUCAAUGCCAAUCGUUAACAACAGCAAUAUUCAAUCAUCAACAACAUCAAUGGGUGAAAUUCAGGAUACAGCAAGUCAAGCAAUCCGAAUUUCUAAAUCAGCUCUCUCACCCGCAAAGAUGAAUGUACGUAAGCAACAACAGCGUGGGAAAAAAAAGCGUCGGAAAAUUAUGUCAUCUGACGAAGAAGAAUUUAGUGGCGAAGACAUUGCGUGAGAUCCGUUUGGAGCUUAUAUAUAUAUAUAAAUAUACAUAAAUCAUAGCUUAGUCUUAAAUUGUAUUUAUCUUUAAGUAAGUAUGUAAAUCUGACUCCUUAUUGUAAGAAUUAAUGUAUAAUA